GAUUUUUAACUUUGUACACCCCAGUCCAACACCGGCAUCUCCAAAUCGUAAGAAGAGCCGUGUGGGAUUGGCUAGAUACAAAAAAAACGGGAGAUGCUGGAAUCCAAAGUAGGUUUGCACCCGAAACGUUGACUUCUCCACGUCCUGAUGCUGCCUGUCUUGCUAUGCGGGGUUGGAUACCUUAGAUUGAUAGGUUGUGGUAGACAUCGAGGGCCGGGAACAGUUUAAUCCGUUAUAGACUUGCCACAUGUUUAUGUGGAUGUUGUACCUCCUCAUGCCAAGUAGUCAGUUCUCCCUUUUUUAAAUGGAAAUGUGGAUCGUUUGUGGAGUUUGGUUUAAUGAUGUGCUCAUUCGACUUGUAGGUUAAAAAUUAGUACCACAGCAAUUUGUUUCGCUAAAAAAUAUGACAAAUAAAAAGAACACAUAAACGACAAGCUAAGUUAUUGAGUAACUAACGGAAGGGAUUGCACACUGUUCCUGUCGUGGCUGCAGAUGGCAGUAGCCGCGGGACACGGAGUAGAUUGUUCAAAUAAAGAACUGUUUAAGCACGCGCUCCGGAUCUGACCGGAGCAGGCCGGGUCUGGGGCCAGGGCGGCUGCUGCAUCGAUCAACGGCACGGCUGCGAGGAAGAGAUGGAGGAGGAGGAAAAUGCUUCAGGGUCCGUCCGCUGGAAAGCCCAUCAUCAGUGUCCGAAGUCGGCCUCUCGCUCGGGGCCGUCAGUGUGAUUCAGCGGCCGGAGUGAACGUGAAACACCAGCUGGCUCGCCCCGGUAGUUGUACCGAGUGAGUUCGGUGUGGGCACUUUGCCGACAUUAAACACAGCCUGUUACAUAUUCAAACAUGCAAAACUUCAGGAUUGACUACACAUACAAGCAACAAGUUCAUGGGUUUAAAUGAUCAUACUGUGCAUGAGAACAACUUUGUUCUGGGACUGCUACAUCUCAAUGUGGAAAGCACUGACAAACUGCUACAUGUGAUAACAUCUUGGUCAAUGGUGGAAAAUACAGCAAUGGAUAAAGGGUACUCUACUACAGAGAAUGCUGUUGAGUGGAUAAUGCAAGACUCUGACAACUUGGAUUCAGACAAUGAAUUGGAGCAACAGGGAAUUGCCAUGUUGGAGGCUGGUCCUUUAAAUAAAGCUCAUCAACAGCUUUGUAGAUCACCAGGCUUAGAAUCAAAUCUACUAAAAUGCACUGAGGUUCUACAGGAUUUCAAAAUAGAUGGUGAACCAAAACCAAAGCAAGAUUUAAGAUCAACUGAUGAUGAUAAAGACUACAAAACCAAAAUGGAGUUUGCACUGAAACUUGGAUAUUCUGAAGAGCAGGUACAGCUUGUCCUAAAUAAAUUGGGAACAGAUGCUCUUCCAAAUGAUAUGCUAGGCGAACUUGUUAAGCUGGGGAAUAAACUUGAUUCUGAUACUUCCUGUGGCACAAGUAACCCUGGAACUAUGACUCCACGUGAUACAACUUCAACAGAUUCGCAAAGAUCUGACUCUCCUAUAGAAGAAUUGGUGGAUGAUGGUGAUAAUCUAAAGCCUGUGGUCAUUGAUGGUAGUAAUGUGGCAAUGAGUCAUGGUAACAAGGAAGUGUUCUCCUGUCGAGGUAUUAAGUUAGCAGUGGACUGGUUUUUGGAAAGAAGUCAUAAAGAUAUCACUGUGUUUGUGCCUGCCUGGAGGAAGGAACAGUCAAGGCCUGAUGCCCUCAUCACGGAUCAAGAAAUCCUGCGCAAGUUGGAAAAGGAUAAAAUUCUAGUCUUCACACCAUCCCGGCGGGUACAAGGGCGGAGAGUGGUUUGCUAUGAUGAUCGCUUCAUAGUGAAAUUGGCUUAUGAAUCCGAUGGCAUCAUUGUGUCAAAUGAUAACUACAGGGAUUUGCAGAAUGAAAAGCCAGAAUGGAAAAAAUUCAUAGAUGAAAGAUUGCUUAUGUAUUCUUUUGUUAAUGACAAAUUCAUGCCACCUGAUGAUCCUUUGGGUCGCCAUGGCCCCAGCUUGGAUAACUUUCUGAGGAAGCGGCCUGUUGUUCCUGAACAUAAGAAGCAGCCAUGUCCAUAUGGAAAAAAGUGCACUUAUGGCCACAAAUGUAAAUACUACCACCCAGAACGAGGUACACAGCCUCAACGUUCUGUGGCUGACGAACUUCGUGCUAGUGCAAAGAACUCAAUAAUGAAAACCACUAAUGACGGUUUGGUGAAGAGCAACAGUGUUCCAACUAAUACCAAGACUGAAGGCAUGUUUGAUGUCAAGUGUACAGCUCCAAAAAGACAGUCUGACCCAAGUAUACAAGCCCCUCUUUAUAAUGAGGUUGAAGAAAAACUCAGCAAUAAAACCAGAUUGGAAACCAGGUCUGUGCCUUCUCUUCUUGGUGCAUCAAAUCCUUCAGCUGCAAAGGUCCAAGGUUGUACAGUAUCAGGUUCUGGAAUGCACGUUUUGACACAAGAAUCAGGAGUGCCAGCACAGUACUCAACAAUUCUGGUGAACAAUAGCCAUGGAGCACACACCACCUAUAAUCAACAUCCAAAAUGUGACUCUCCUGUUGAUGGAGGAUAUCAUUCCAUGAUGAAUCCAUAUCAUAAUCUUGGUGUAUCUGGUACACAUAGCCCUGAUCAGUUUUCUGUAGAUAAAGAAUACAGACUCGACCAUGUAGGUUCUGAUUGUAGUAGUGAAGGUAGUAUUAGCUGUGGCAGCAGCGAUUCAUAUGUUGGCUAUAAUGAACGAGCCUACCCAAGUUCUCCAGUUACAGUGCUUGAGGAAAAUCUUAAAUGUCACCAAUAUCAUAAUCGACAUCAGCCCUUUCUUUGUGGUUAUCAUGAUCCUGUAACAAGAGUACAAAGUUAUGGCCAAGAAGAGCAAAAACCACUACACAAAACUUCAGCUUCUUGUAUGGCAUCACAUUUACAACAUCCGGUAAUUGGAGCCCGCUCCAGUUGUCCGAGUGAAUAUUGCCCAGUACCCCUCAAUGCCCAGCAUCCACAAAACAUGCAUAUGGGGAGAGCUCUAGGAACUACAAGAAUAGAAAGUUUUUCAGAUUCACGUUUGUAUGAAAACCUGCCAGUGAGACACAGAAAACCUUACACAGGUCAGGAAACAUUUGCCAGUUGGAACAGGCUUGGCUAUGGUUUGGAUUCUUAUGGUUAUGCACAAGGAUAUUCAUUACCAAACAAUCCAACUCAGCCAUGUUAUGAUCAGUUCACAUUCCAAAGUUUACCUGAGAAAAGGGAGCAGACUUGGAGGAUGCCAUGGAAUGGCUUACCUCCUGAACCUCUAAAUCCACAAAGGUUACAGGAUGCCCGUGACAAGAUCUUUAUAAAUCUGUGCAACAUAUUUCCAGCUGACCUUGUGCGGGUGGUAAUGAAAAGAAAUCCUCACAUGAUUGAUGCCCAGCAACUUGCUGCAGUGAUUCUAGCGGAAAAGUCAAAACUGGGUUAUUGAAUUGAAAUGCAUCAUUUUGAUGUUUUUAUUUCUCAGCACGAAGGCUGAGUUUGCUCGCAUUUGAGAUUCUUCAAACAAGGAGAUAAAAUUAGAGUAUAUAGUACAAAGCAGUACCCUCUGCAAAGGGAAUUCUUCAUGUGUUUUUAUCAACAAGUUUUAGAAUUAUUGUGUUAUUUAAAGCUAGUUUGCUACAGGAAACAAAAUGUAUAUGCUAAAGCACCUUUUUAAAAAAGUUAAAUACUGGCGAUUUGAUCUAUUGUCUCCAUAAUAUAUUGCAGCUUUAACAUGAAGAUAUAAGUAGGAAGUCUGAUAUUUUACUCAAAACAAUACAUUUAGUAGCUUAUGGCACUUUUCCUUUUAGCAUUUUGAGAAUGUGUUGGUGGUAAAGACUUGUAUUGGCAGGUUUCAGCCUUAUCACUAACUGAAUACUAUAGUAUGAUCCAAAAUGUUUGCUGACCUUUAAUUAAUGGUCAUUCCUAGUUGGUCAGGCGUAACAGUUAUUAUUUGAUAUUAAUAGAUACUAAGUUUUGAGGUUGCAAUAAAAAAAUUUUAAAUUAGUUUAAGCAUUUUAAGAUUUAUCUUUUACUGAUUUUUAUUAAUGGACUCAGGCUGUGAUAUUAUGAGAGGGCCUGAUUUAUCUUGCCACAAUUUUUUUUUAAAAAACUAGAAACAAACAGAUUGUUUAGUUUAAGUGUUGUUUCUGGUAUUUUUAAUGGACUUUGCUAGCUGCAAUGUUGUAUUCAUCCUAGGAGUAGUGUUUUUGACUGUCUAUUCUGUUUGGCUGUUGAAUGCAUUUCAGCUUUAAGCAAAGUCCUGAUUGGCCAGAAAUGACCUUUCAUUGUUGAUACAAAUUGUAUCUUUUUUAAAAUAAAAUUACAGUACAGUUUUAAAUAUAUUUAGUAUUACUGUAAAUACACAAAUGUGUGUACACGUAAUUAGGGACCAUUUGGGCAACAUUUUACCAGAUCUUUGAAAUUGUAUAUCAGUUUGUCGAAUUUUUGUUUUAUUGGUUUUCAUUGGUUGGAAAGCAUUCAAGUUAAAACCAUGCAUCCCGCACAGCAAAAUCUUGUAUUUGUGCAAGUAGAAAUGAAAACCCAAUUGUUUUUUUUAAAAAAAGUACCGCGUCUAAUGUGCAAUUGCAAAAGUAAUUCUUUUUCUCACUGUUUCGGCAUAAUCCUGUAGUUACAGCUUUUGAGUUUCAGCUCUGACCGAUCAAUCAUCUGUUGAAUUUGUAAUGUGUCUCUUUGUCUUCAUGGCCAGGCUGCAAAAUGGGAUGUCACCCUGUGGGGGACUGUUAACUGAAAUUUUAAAUGUAGUUAUAGCUCUAUACUGUUAUCCUCUGAAACAAGCAGAUUACCAGUUAGCUAAAAGGUAUAGUUGUAAUUUGUGAAGAAUUACUGUAAUCAAGUAUAAUUUCAAUUGAAGGUGAUAGGAUGAGCCUCAAUUUAAAGCAAAACUACUGAAAGGAAAUAAAAUGUAACAUUACAGCCUAAUCAAAUCUCCUCCAUGAUAUUUAUGCUUCUUAAUGAUCUCAUACAUUUGAAAGGGAAAUAUAAGGAAUAAGAGCAUGUUGGCCAUCCCCCAUGAACCUCUUCCACCAUUCAUUAAAAUCAUGGCAAUCUUCUAUUUUAGUUCCAUCUUGCUGCAUUUGUUCUCAUCCAUUAAUUUGCUUAAGCAAAAAUUAAUCUGUCUGUCAUGUGAAUGUAUUCAACGAUGACAACAUUGAUUGUUCUCUGCAUUGAUGAUUCAAAGAAUCAACAGUUUGUGUAAAGAAAUUUCUCCUCAUCACUUUUCUAAAUGGCCAACCCUUUAUUUUGACACUGUGGCCCCUAGUUUUAGAGUCCAAAGCCAGCAUCUAUCUAUUCACAUCCCUUGAGAAUUUUAAAUAUUUUGGUGAUAACUCUCAUAAACAUGGGAAUAAGAGGCAUCGACCACACAACCUUUGUUGUACUUCCAAGGCAACGAAACCAAAAUUGCAGUAGUCUAGGUAUGAUCUCACCUAGGCCCUCUACAAAUGUGGUUAGACUUCAUUUUUAUAUUCCAAUCCUUUCGUAAUAAAAGCUAAACUGACGUUUCAAUAAACUUGCUAAAUUUGAGUCUAAGGACAUCCGGGUCCCUCUAAAUGUUAAUGUUUCCCAGUUUUAAAAAAAGCAAGGUAAUGCAUGUGUCGGUGCUCUAAAAUGAAAAUAGAAAAUGCUGAAAUGAUUUGGUAAUAUCGGUGGGGAGGAAAACCUGUUUCUCUUUCCACAGAUGCUGCCUGAUUAGUUGACCUCUUGCCUUGUUUCUCAUUUUAAUGCUGAUAACUUCAGACAUCCCCCACCGUUUAGAUUUGCCCACCCACUCAUUUUUUGUAAUCUGUGUCUACCUCAUGAUAGAUGAAAAAGCAAGCCUUAUUGUCACCAUCUUUAAAACCAUUACAGUCUGUGUUGUCAAAGUUGGAAAUUAUAUACUGUAUUCAUUCACCAUUUUUCCUUAUUGAAAGCCGUAGAAACAACAGAUUUCAGUGCAUUUUAAGAGUUAUCAGCUGUCCAGUAAUGAAGUAGAAUCGACCAGUGCUAGGCAAUGAUCAUUUUUUCUUUGAUCCCUCCUUAAGUAAAAUAUGGAUUCCAUGCAGCAUACCAUCUUGCAGUCUGCUUAGAAAGCCAAUGAAGCCUACAAAUUUGAAUGGACGUUUCCAUUAAUUGUGUAUUAUAAAACUAAGUCAAGCAGGAGAAAAAAUGAAAAUUUCAGGGAACUUGGUAAAAUGGUUCCAAAACCAUGUCCAAACACACCUAAUAGAAUAACCUUUACACUACUUGUGUGACACUAUGUGUCACACUAAGUAGACUUUGGGUAUGAAUGCUUUUUUAACAGGGCAUUGAGCUUAUAGCCAUAACUGAUACUCUGAACCAUGUUCAGCACAUAUCCAUAACAAGUUGUUGUAUACAAUAAUAGUAAUUGUUAGUUUCCUUGCUCAGCUACAACAUUGUUGAUUUUUGAAUUGCACACAUUCUACAGUACCAUUUAUAAACCUUCAUUUGUAUUGGUACUAUAAAAUCUAAUAUGUCUGUUGCAAAGUUAUUGAUGUUUUCAUAUAUUUGGGUAAAGAUUAAAAUUUUGAGAUAUUUGUUAAUAAUUACCACCCCUUUCCUGCAUUUAGGUGCCAUAUCCUUUGGUGCCAAAUGACUAAUUUAUCAAAUAGUUUUCAAAUGUAACAGUUUAUUGAUUGUAUCAUUUUGUAUUCUACAAUUUCAAGGCAUAUUUGUCAACAUUUUCAAACUUCAAUUAGUUGUUUUUAUUACACCUUACAUUCAAAUGUAGAUAUCUGCUUUAAAAAAUUUAAGCAUGUUAGGGUUGUGAUGUCACGCAGAUAUUAUGCACAGUUAUUGUUGUAGUCCAGCUUUAACUCUAAUAGAUCUGCUUGUGAUAAAUUAGUUUUGAUGUUUGUGUGAAUAUCCAGCCACACAAAUUAAAAUACUUUUCCAAUUACCUCUCUAUAUUUUAAUGUUAGACAAAACUGAGGUUUGUUAUUCCAUUGAAUUUUAAUCUUGUCAACAAUUUUUAUUACUUUUCAAUACAUUAUCCAUAAUUACUUUUAUGUUAGGUUUCAUCAAUUAUAAGAAUUUCCUGGUCUAUUUUAACAUCUUGAGCUUAUUUUUAUCCCUUGUAAGUAGAAACAGGAAAUCUAAAUGAAACCUGAAAGGAUGCUUGCUGGUGAUUGAUAAAAUUCAAUGACAAUUUAUUGUACUUAUAUCUACCAAAAGUGACAUGUUGUUCAUUUUGUUACUGUUGUGCCCCACUAUGUCUACGUGGUAAGGGGAUAGUGGUGAGAAUAUUAAAAUUCCUAAUACAAAUAUUUCCAUGGCACUUGCACUGGUGAUAUCUUAUAAGCAUAUUUAUAACUUGCAAUAAUUAUGUAUGUAUACAUUUUAAAUGGCAUGAUAGAUUAUUGCACAACAUGUAAAAUAGGUUAGAGUAAAAUAGCCAUAAAUUGCUAUAAGCUGCUUUACACACCUUUUAUAGUAAACUUGUAGUCAUAACUUUAUGAAGGGGUUAUAUUGAAGGUCUGAGCUGAUUUAUGCAAUAAUUAAAUUAGUCUGUUUGUAAUCUCAUCUUAAUUGUUUACUGCUAAAUUAUUGCAGUUUUUUGUGUAAUGUUUAGUAGUGUAAAUAUAUUACUUUUGCUUAUUUAUUAUUCUUCGUCAGCUUUAAAAUUCAUAACUGAAACCUAAUUGUAUAGGGAUUGGGCCAUUUGUUAUUCUGUGCGCACUGUCAAAAAUUUGGGUUGAAUUCUAAUCUGUUAUUGCAAUAUCCUAGCUUUGUUUGUAUUGUACAGAAUCAGUUUUAAAUAUCUUAGAAGUUGCAUGUACAGUGUUUUAACUUGACAUAGAGAAAUUGUUUUCUUCCACAUUAGAAACUAUAGGCAAAUUUCUGGAAUAAAAAUAAAAACACCUUUUUAUUAGUGCCUUGAAUUGUGCAACUUUUGAAAUUGCAGAUUCUGCUACUAACUUGCCUUUUCUUCACAUUAUUUGGCACACUCAGUCGUAUUUUAAAUCUAUUUUAAUAACAAUAUCAUUCUUCCAUUUUCUGUCACCUUUCUCCUUCCAAAUUUACUAAUAGAGGUAGUUUUAUGAUUGAGCUGCUAAUCACACGUUGUAAUUCCAGUUGAAUAAUUACAAAGAGACCUUGGAGUGUAGGUUCAUAGCUCCUUGAAAGUGGAGUUGCAGGUAGAUAGCAUU
Messenger RNA from Chiloscyllium plagiosum (whitespotted bambooshark), 8143 nucleotides. Its product is annotated as putative ribonuclease ZC3H12C. Gene Ontology annotation, cellular component: nucleus; cytoplasmic ribonucleoprotein granule. The record is from RefSeq and is a predicted model, not a curated record. Gene Ontology annotation, molecular function: metal ion binding; mRNA binding; RNA endonuclease activity. Lineage: Eukaryota; Metazoa; Chordata; Chondrichthyes; Orectolobiformes; Hemiscylliidae.